Molecule: messenger RNA, 1956 nt
Organism: Peniophora sp. CBMAI 1063
Lineage: Eukaryota; Fungi; Basidiomycota; Agaricomycetes; Russulales; Peniophoraceae
Source: the annotation of a GenBank genome assembly
AUGGCGGCGUACUCGUAUGACGAGUCGGGCAAUAUGGCCCUGUACUUUGUCAUCACCUUUCUUUUCAUGAUCCUGGUUCCGCUUACGCUGUCCGCGCGUCCAUCUCGUGCGGCUCAAAAACAACCUGCGGCGCGUGCGCAAUGCGAGUGCGGUCCGUGCGUGGAACAGAGGAAGAAGAUCAAGACACUGGAGGGCGCGGCGUGGCGACAGGUCACGGUGACCAAGAAAACCGUCUUCUUGGUCGUCGGAUGGAUUGUCUUAAUUGGACUCUCGAUCAAGAUGUACUACACUAAGACUGAGAGCUCUGUCUACAACCCGUACGAGAUUCUGGGUAUCAGCAUGGGAUCGACGGAGAAGGAGAUCAAGAAGCAUUACAAGAGGCUCUCCUUGAAGUUCCACCCGGACAAGGUCAAGCUUGCGGUUAACCAAACCAUCGAAGAGGUCUCCACGUACUUCGUCGACCUCACAAAGGCUUACAAAUCGUUGACCGACCCAGAGAUCCGCAAGAACCUCGAAGAAUACGGCAACCCCGACGGCCGCCAAGAAAUGAGCAUGGGCAUCGCUCUCCCGAAAUGGAUCGUCGAAGCUCAAAACAACAUCUGGGUCCUCGCCGCCUACGGCCUCAUCUUCGGCGGCGCUCUCCCCGCCAUGGUCUACAACUGGUGGUUCGGCUCCCGUCAAAAGACCAAAGACGGCGUCUUCAACGAUACGGCCGCUGCAUUCUUCAAAGCUGUGCAGGAGACGAGCGAGAUGCCAGAUGUUGUUAAGGCGUUGGGGCAGGCAGCGGAGUGGAAGAAGGUCGAGCUCAAGAGCGCGAAGGCGGAGGAGGAGCUGAAGGCGCUCGAGAGUCAGAUUGCGGAGAAGCUUAGGGAUGGGUGGAAAGAUGUUCGGAACUCUAUCCCGGACAACGAGGCUGGGCGUAUUCGUGCAUUGGUCUUGCUAUACGCACAUUUGCUUCGCCUGCCCGUCAACGACCCGACUCUCCAAGCAGCCCAGGCACGCGUAGUCCUACACACGCCCGCGCUACUCAACGCAUACCUCAACAUAUCCGCACCACGCAACUGGCUCGCGCCGAUGCUCGCCGCAAUGAAGCUCCAGGCAUACCUUGCCCAAGCCGUCUCCCCCGACCUCACAGGCUCGAGGGCCCUCCUCGCGCAACUACCUGUCGACGAAAAGGACGCGGCGGAGAUUCAGGCCAGCGAUAUCACCGGCAUCGCGAAAGCUUUGCAGGAGAAGGGCGAUGCGCAUAGCGAGGAUGUUCUCAAGGUUGCAAACCGCUGGGGCAAAGCCGUGAUUGUCGACGCCGCGUUCAAAGUCAUCGGCGAGAAGACCGUCACGCCCUCCGCACUCAUCCACCUGGUCGUCAAACUCCGCCUAGUACCUUCAACACCCAACACCACCAACGGCUCCCUCAAACCCUCCCCCGAAGAGCCCACAAUGACGCUCAAAGAAGAAGAAGCCUUCCUCCAAGACCCCAAAGACGCCGAAGACCUGCCCGCGGGAUCCGACGCCCUAGGAGCCGCGCAUGCCCCGCACUGGCCCGGCCAGCGCAAACCCAGCUGGUGGAUCGUUCUUGCGGACCCCAGACAACACCGCGCCGUCAUUCCACCGCAGAAGAUCACGGAUAUUCCGUUUGGGAAGAGCAGGGCUUAUAAGCUCAAGUUUAAUGGGCCGCCUGGGACGGGCGUGUUCCCGUGGAGGAUUAUGGUCGUGAGCGAUACGUUCAUUGGGGAGGACGUGUCGACGGAUAUCACUCUCCGCGUGGAGGAAGUGAGCGACGCGCAGGACGAGGAAGAUGAUAUCUCAGACCCUGAGGAGGAUACUCUUGCGGGACAGAUGGCUGUCAUGAGGGGUGGAAAGGUUAAGGCUGUUAGGGCUGAUGAGAGCGAUGAUGAGAGUACUACUGACGAUGAUGGGAAGGGUGGGGACAGCAGUAGUGAUAGCGAUAGUGACUAG